CUCGGACAGGCGCAUUGCUCUGCCUCUUAACAUCGUUGACUGCGCUUUUACCUGCCGGCUCUUUUUCUGUCAGUCUGGAGAAACGGGGUGUUUUAAGUCGCAGAACUGUCUCAGUUUGGAUCUUAAUACAUUAUUUACAACGGUGACAUCCAAGAUUUGACUUUAGGCUAACACGAUUUCAUCCUGGGGAGAAGCAUCACCAGCACCUACCAUCUACCCCCUCUGACCUCACACAGACACUUGGGCACAGGCUCUGGGAGAGUCCCGUUGGAGCAGGAUGAAGGAGCCGUGGAGAGGCCUCUUGGCCCUGGGCCUUCUGACCUGCUCUGCUCUGAGCCUGAGUGCUGUAAACCCGUUUGCUGGACAGCAGGCCCCUCUGGACCCAUGCUACGACGACACAGGAGCUGCACGCCGAUGCAUCCCCGAGUUCAUCAACGCAGCGUUUGGCAAAGAGGUGGCCGUGUCCAGUGUGUGUGGCCGCCCUCCCUCUCGCUCCUGCAGUGUGGUAGAGCGAGGAGAUGACCGACCGUCUGUUCGUACUUGUCAGAUCUGUGAUGCGGCUGACCCCCGCCGUGCCCACCCGCCCUCCUACCUCACAGACCUAAACUCUGCUCUGAAUCUCACCUGCUGGCAGUCGGAGAACUUUAACACGUCCCCUCACAACGUCACACUCACUCUGUCUUUGGGAAAGAAAUUUGAGAUCACCUAUGUGAGCCUACAGUUUUGCUCCCCACGGCCAGAGUCUAUGGCCAUUUACAAAAGCAUGGACUACGGAAAGACCUGGAUGCCCUACCAGUUCUACUCGUCUCAGUGUCGCCGUAUGUACAACCGACCCAACAGAGCCACCAUCACCAAGCUGAAUGAGCAGGAGGCAGUGUGCACAGACAGCCAUACAGAGCUGCACUCUGCCUCUGGGGGGCUCAUUGCCUUCAGCACUCUGGACGGGAGACCCUCAGGGAAGGACUUUGACAGCAGCCCAGUGCUGCAGGACUGGGUCACUGUCACUGACAUACGAGUGGUCUUCAGUCGCCCACAGAUGCCCCCAUUGCCCCGGGACCACAGCACGGGGAGGGAGGAUGAGCCUGUGGCGGUCCCAUCCACUAUGGCUACUUACUUUUAUGCAGUAGGAGACUUCCAGGUGGGAGGGAGGUGUAAAUGUAACGGACAUGCCUCUCGCUGUCUAAAAGACAAAGAAGGCAAACUGGUGUGUGACUGUAAGCACAACACAGAGGGGCCAGAGUGUGACCGCUGCAAACCCUUCCACUACGACAGGCCAUGGCAGAGGGCCAGUGCCAGGGAGGCCAACGAGUGUCUGCCAUGUAACUGCAACCUGCACGCCCGCCGCUGCCGAUUCAACAUGGAGCUGUACAAGUUAUCAGGACGGAAGAGUGGAGGAGUGUGUAUGAACUGUCGCCACAACACGGCAGGACGCCACUGUCACUACUGCAAAGAGGGCUACUACAGAGACAUGGCCCGGUCCAUCACACACCGCAGAGCAUGCAAAGCGUGUGACUGCCACCCAGUCGGAGCAGCGGGGAAGACGUGUAACCAGACCACAGGCCAGUGCCCGUGUAAGGACGGAGUGACCGGCAUCACCUGCAACCGCUGCGCCAAAGGGUACCAGCAGAGCCGCUCGCCCGUCGCACCCUGCAUCAAAAUCCCCGUGGUGAACCCAACAACAGCCGUGAGCAGCACAGAGGAGCCAGCAGACUGUGAAUCCUACUGCAAGCCUGUCAAGGGAAACCUGAAGAUCAACAUGAAGAAAUAUUGUAAAAAGGAUUAUGCGGUGCAGGUGAACGUUCUGGACAUGGACACAGUGGGAGAUUGGGCCAAGUUUUCAGUCAACAUUGUGUCAGUGUACAAAAGCCGCGGGGAGCCCUUAAAACGUGGCGACAAUGUGCUGUGGGUGCACAUGAAGGACCUGGCCUGCAAAUGCCCCAAGAUCCAGAUAGGCAAGCGCUUCCUGGUGAUGGGCGGCAGCGAGGGCGGCGUCACGGCGGGGGGAGGUCCGGGGGCGGGGCCUGGCAGCGGAUCAACCAAUCAGGUGACGGGAGCGGAGCGCGUAGGGCUGGUGGCCGAUAAGAACAGCUUGGUGAUCCAGUGGAGGGACGUUUGGGCGCGGCGUCUGAGGAAGUUCCAGCGCAAAGAGAAGAAAGGGAAGUGUGGCAAGGCAUGAUGGGAAAAACCCUUCCCCAUGUGAACCCUGACAGGACAGCCCUGAGCCCUGGCCUGUCACUGGACACUGCACACUACAGACUGCAUGUACCAACUUUUUCUAAGGACCUCACCUGUGUAUAUUGUAUAAUUAUUAUGCUAUUUUUAUGUCGAUGUUUGUUAUUGUAUUGUCCAUGUGUUUUGGUUUGCGUUGGUUUGCCUUAAAAAGGGACCAUUAAAAAGGGUAUGAAGUGUCAACACAAAGUCCAUUCCCUUCACGACAACAGCACAACUCCACUGUUGGCAGACCCACUGACUCUGUGCCCUCCCUCUGUCCACUCUGUCCACUCUGCUCUGAAGUCAGGCUGCUGCUGGGCCCAAUUUAAAGGAAACUCCAAAUGAUCAUUGCAGUAGUCUUUUGAACCUUGAGGAACCAAGGGCUUUCUUUUGACAGCACAAACCUUAGUCCUACCACCUGGAUUAUACUGGCUCUAUGUGUCUGUGUAAGAGUCUACAAAGUCUCUGAAGGAGCAAUUAGAUUCAU
Messenger RNA from Boleophthalmus pectinirostris (great blue-spotted mudskipper), 2698 nucleotides. It is a transcript of the gene ntn2, whose product is annotated as netrin 2. Bases 278 to 2176 code for a protein of 632 amino acids. The transcript is spliced from 7 exons. NCBI's taxonomy places the organism in Eukaryota, Metazoa, Chordata, Actinopteri, Gobiiformes, Gobiidae. Gene Ontology annotation, molecular function: protein binding. The record is from RefSeq and is a predicted model, not a curated record.